Messenger RNA from Lasiosphaeria miniovina, 666 nucleotides. RefSeq lists its product as uncharacterized. Gene Ontology annotation, biological process: double-strand break repair via break-induced replication; DNA-templated DNA replication. Gene Ontology annotation, cellular component: GINS complex. The record is from RefSeq and is a predicted model, not a curated record. Bases 1 to 666 code for a protein of 221 amino acids. The transcript is spliced from 2 exons. Lineage: Eukaryota; Fungi; Ascomycota; Sordariomycetes; Sordariales; Lasiosphaeriaceae.
AUGGAUAUUGACGAUAUUCUCCGCGAAGUCGACCCGACAUUCCACGCCAUCCCGCAAGAGAAACGCGACCUCCAGGACCUAACGCGUGCCUGGGUCGCCGAGAGAUGUGCGCCAGAGCUCCUCCAAUGGCCUGCCAACGACCUGUUCGAGCGCGUCAAUGAAAAUAUCAAGCGGCAGAUCGAAAAGGUCGAGGAGAUGACGGGCGACAUGGACCCCAAGACCAACUUCGUGCUCAUCGUGCUGCAGACGGAGCUCGAGCGCUUCAAGUACCUCGUCCGCAGCUACCUGCGCGCCCGCAUCGCAAAGAUUGACCGCCACACGCUGCACUACCUCUCCACCGACGACCUGCGGUCCCGCCUGUCCGAGAUGGAGCUCGCCUACGCCACGCGCCACCAGGCCCUGCUCCACAACCACUACCUCGCCUCCUUCCUGUCCUCGUUCCCGCCGGCCCUGCAGAACCUCAACGACACGGCUGGCAACGUCACCAUGAUCGACGCCCCCGACCUCGACUCGGCCGUCUUCGUCCGCUUGCUGAGAGACACGGCGGUUGAAGCGCGGGACGUCGAUGUGGACUCCUCGACGGGCGGCCAGGAGAACGCCAUUUAUAUCUUGCGCUGGUCUGACGCCAAACCCCUCGUUGACGCUGGUAGCGCCGAGCUGGUUUGA